AAGAAAAAAUUUAGAGUAAUUAAAUAGCCGACAAUUUAAUUUUGAGAUAAAAAAUACAUUUUUAAAUGGUCGUACGGGUUUUUUAUAUAUAAAAACAUCCUCAACAUUCACCAAAAGGUCGACGAAAUAAAAACACUCGCUAGGGUAAAAUUCUUUUGUUUGGCAACACUGGUAUCACUUUAACGCGCCAUUUCUUCCGACUCUGGUAUCCGAGACAGUUCGUUCGAACUACUCGACAACAGAAGUCGUCCGUUUACAUUUUGAGUAGGUCAUAUAUAAAAGUAAAGCAACAGGUGUAUUAUCAUUAGUAUUAUUACGAUAAUAAAUUAAUCGGUUAUAGAAAAAAAAAUUGACAUCUCUAAUUUGGGUUAAUGCGUGAAUUUAGUGUUUAUUUGAAUAUAUUUAAAAACGCUGGAUAAUAAAUUCAAAUCUAUUUUACAUCAAUUAUGUAAAUCCAAAAGUGUAUUUGUGUCAAAGUGCCCCAUAUUUUAAAGAAAAUUCGAAUUAACUAUUCCUAGUUACGGAUAUUUUGGAAAUAUGCCCCUGAGUACUGUUUGUAUUAGUACUGUCAAUAGUCGACCCAGGACUUGGUCGUCGUAUUCAAAUAUCCGUGCCAAAAAUGUCAACGAUUUCCUCAACAUGAAUAGUGCCGAUGAUCUAACAGUUUAUCGAGAUAAUAACGAAUCAUUUCAUUCGCCUAACCUCCAAAGACGAACCUUGGGUUGUAGUUACGAUUUUCCCGAAAAAUCGAACAAAAAAGAUAAAAAAUGGUCGAUAAGCAAUAUAUUUCGACGAAAAAAGAAAGAAGAAAGCGAGAGUAGCAGCGAGGAGGAUAUACAGAAAAAAGGAUUUCUUAGUAGGAGAAGAAAGAAAUCAGAUAGCCGAAAGAGACGAUCAGUAAAACCAGCCAUACCAUUCGAUCACGUCGUCAUGCAUCCUGGUUGUCGUAAUUCGCUAAGUUAUAACGGAUAUAAUUACGGUGAAGAUGUUGGUGUUUUAUCGGAUCCUACCGCCGGAUUUUCUAAUUACGCCGAUAGAACAUUACCGCACAUUACUCCGCAACAAGAAUCCACUCAGAUAAACAACGAUCUUACUAAAAUUAAUUCAGUAUCCGGUUCCGCGGAUAGCGUAAGAAAAAGUAGACGCGGUCAAACUAAAGCUCGAGCUGAAGCUAGAAGAACGUCGUCUAGAAACAAUAGCAGCUCCGAUGAAGGAGAAUCUCAACAUUCAAACUCAUCAUUGAAAAUUCGCAGUGAAGAAAAUUUGAAAAUUACCGAUAAACAUCUCAACAAACGAUCGAGAGCAGCUAGAACCGAAAGAUAUUUAAAAAGACAUUCUCGCGAUGGCGAAAAUCCGCAUAAUUAUUUAAGACUAUCUAAAUCUGACGUGGAAAGUUCUCUAAUGAAUUGGAAAUAUUCCGACGAUAGUACCAGAUCGCCCAGUAGAAGUCCAUUGGUACCUAAAAUAACACCAACAACGGAUAGUAAUCAUAAAUUAUCGUUUUCUAGUUUAAAUUCGCAAACCAGUAAUAUAUCUGGAUUAUCUACUAUACCUCCUAGUCACUACACUUCCGGUAGAUUCCGGGUUAGCAAUUCUACAAGUAACCCAUCUUAUAAACCACCUCAAUCAAUGAAUGAUUAUAAUAAUAGCAUUAGAAAGAAUAUUCCAGAAAAAUAUCUUGCCGAACAGCGAAGUAUUUCUUGUGAUGCUAAUAUACACAAAGCCGAUUAUUCACCGGAAGUACUUCACGUGCAGUUUCCUAUUAUGAGACCUAAACGCGGUUUUAGAAACUUGAGUCUCGUAGAUACUUCUCAAAUAAACAAUUUGAGACACCAGCCUCCACCGCCGCCGCCGAGAGAUCCUACUAGAUCGCAUUAUUUCGAAAGCGGUAGACCAAAUACAUUUUAUUUCGACAAUUCAACGUAUUCCAAAACAAAACCUUUCCAUAACGAACAAAGGAAAUAUAAUUCUUUUAAUCUCCAUCCUAAUUUUCGUUCUACGUCAGAAGAUCAAUUAGCUGGAAAUUCUUUUAAUGUUCAGUUACAGUGUAGGCCGUCGUCUACUACACCCGAAUCUCAAAAAUUAAAAAACGAAGAAGUUAAAAAUUAUAAUUAUCUAACGGAUAAAAAACCCAGAAGCAGAAAACCGAUAUUUAUUAAACCGAGCGGUAAAACAACUAACGACGAAACUAAUACUAACAACGAUUGUAAAAAAGCUUUGAAUUUUUGGAAAGAAAUAGAUCGACAGAAUUCUUUAACAAAAAAAAAUGUGGAAAAACCGCAAAUGUUUACUAGUCACACGCAAGUACAAACCAAAGUCUUCCUCCCCAACGAAACAUCUAAUACAAAAACUAUCUCUAGUCAACAAGCCCCAACGAAAUUCGAAGUAAAAGAAAUACCUUUGAAAGACGAUUCUUCUUCAAUCGGCUCGAUCAGUAAAGAAGAUAUAAAACGAAAAUCGGCCAAUUUAGAAGAAGCCUUAUACGAAUUAGAAGCUAUAUACAACAGUUUGAAACUAGGAGAUGAAGAUUUACUCGAAAGAGCGGAACAACGAGAAAAAGAAAAUCAAUACAAGUUAUUACAAGAUCUUUCUUAUCCCAGUUACACAUCUCGAGGAGCUCUAAGCGAUUCCGGUUUCAGUUACGAACCAUUCGAUACCAUCGAUUCACCUCGCCGUAAAAGAUUAUCCAAAAGAAAUAACAAAAUAGAUCUUAAACUUGACGAUAUGGCGUUUAGAAAAUUGAAUAAAGAUAGAGCAAACACCAUAAACGAUCCGCAAUCUGUUACGUCCCAAGUUAGUUACUUAAUGAGGUCACCGGUUUUUUCUAGGGUACAGGAACCUUUGGAACCGAGUAACAAUAACGAACCGGAUAUAACUAGAGAUGACGUUGUAUAUAGAAACGUUAAACACUCCAAUAAUUUAUUAAAAGUGAUAGAACCUCAACCGCCUUUCGGUAUUCCUUUAGGACCGAUAACACCUGCCGCGAACAGCGAUUACCUUCAUGCUAAACCCGAAACUAUAUACAAACCUACUUUUAAACAUAAAAAGAUACCAGAUGUAGUUAAAGACGAUUUAGCUUUUAGGAAUUUACGUAAAGAUUCUAAUAAAGGUCCGGCGCUACCGCCUUUGUCUAAUGAAGAUAAUAAAGUAGAUACAUCUCUAAGUUAUUUGAGAAAAAAGAGAGCUCAACGAUCCAUGUCCGCUAAUAUAGGAAGUAUACUUGGUAAUCGUUCAGACGGAGGUAUUAAAUCUAUUAGAAAUACUAACGAAGACGUCGAAAAUGAAUUUAAAACUUUAACCGAUAUAGCAGAUGCAAUGGAAAUAGCGAGAAGAGUACUAAAAGAAAAAGAAAACAAAAUAACUGCUACAAAAAAAGCUUUUAUGAGCGAUACCGAUGCAAAUUACAUACAUUCUAAUGAUGCUCACAAAGAAAGUAGAUUAAACUUUUUGAACGGAUUAAAGAAUGUAGAUUCACCAAAGCUAGUAAACAAUUUGAGUUUAAAACCACCAAGAGGUUUAACACCCGAACGUAGACGAUCUCCCAAAGAAUCGACGCCGAUUCCGACGUCUCCGUUCGAAGAUAAGAAAAUGUGUAACGACGAAUCAACUUCUUCGUCUUUAGACGAUUUGUUGAACGCAUUAGCCGAAGAAGCUAAAGAAACUACCGAACGCAUUACCAAAGAAUUAACGAAACUAAGCGAAGAAAAAGAAAAUUUAACGAAUAACAUAGCGGAAUCUUUGAAUAAAAGACUAUCAAAAGACGCAGUGUCGAAUCGAGCGGAAAAACUCUUAGAAAACGUGGUAGAUAGUACGAGCUGCGUAACUGUUGAAAAAAAUGAAGAAGAACAAGUUAAACAGUUGGUUUCACAACCUGCAAAUACGGAAUCGGCUACUUUAGUCAUGUCUAGGUUUCACGAUAACGUACAAGAAGAAAGCGCCAAGGCCGAAUCUGAACACGACUACGAAAAUUUAAUUUCGGAUAACGAAACGAAUAAAAGCCGAUCACCUUUCGAAGAACAUAAAGCCGAACUUGUUGCUACGUUCCAAGAACUCAAACAACAAGUUGAGGAUAUAAAUUUUCCAAUCGAUAAGUCGAAAAAGGAUGCGAUUAACGAUGAUCUAGAAAAUGAUGCGGUUACAGAUUAUGACACAGAAAUUCGUCCGCGUCUCUCUAGAUUGGUGCAAUGUUGUUAUGCUGGAAUCAUUAUAGAUCAACACACAGAUAUGACUGAUAAUCCGGAAACAAGGAACGAUAGAAUUGCCCGCUAUAAAGAGGAACGAAAACGACAACUAGCCGAACAAUUUUCAAAUCUUCAUUCACCGUCAAGGGCAAUCAAAAAGGGUAGUACUAAAGAUGGGAGUUCUUCCAGCAACUCCGAAGGCCCCCGACCCACGAGAGCCUCCAGACUGAGAGCUGCAGCUUUGUCCCAAGAUAACAUAUCUAGCCAGCAUAGUCCAACAAACAAAAUACGUCCCGAGAAAUCUCCUACGUGCGAUUCAAACAACGGAAGCGAUACAAAGGUCGGCGGAACUAAGAGAAUAGAUAGAGAUAAGAGCAAUAAAAGGAAGUCGAAUCUGAACCGGUCGCUAAACUCGGAAGAAGUUCCGCAAUCUGAUUAUAGCAAUGAAACAAAAGAUCGUCGCCACCGAAGACGUUUCUUUCCUCCCGAAGUAUUAGAAUCGUCUUUGACGACAACUUCAGGAGAUGAUCGUGAAAAAAGAGAUAACAACAUCACUGCCUCCAAAACGCAUCCAGCUUCAUCGCCGAUCACUGCCGAAUUAUUUUCAUCUUAUUCAUCAAAACUCACAACACCUAAAAAAUCAGAACUUAGUGUUCACAUGGAAAAUGCCAGACGAGGUAUCGCUCCAGCUUUCUCUGAAAUGGGAAAGUACAAGCCCUAUGCCAAACGUAUCGUUACCUCUAGUCCUAAGUCUUCUACUGCUAGAUUUAACUUAGAUAAUCAACUGAAUACUUCGAGUAGUCCUAAAAAUAUACCAUCGGAUGAGGAAAGAACAAAAGCCAUAGCUUGCAGAAUGGAAGGACUAUCUGUCCUUACUAAACAAACUUUAGCGAGGGUCGAAAGAUUAACCAGCAAAACGCGCGAUUCUCCUCGAAAAGAUUCGCCCGUUUCGCAACUUUCCGAUAGUCCAAUUAGACAAACAAAAUGUUAUAAAAAAACUCCGGAAAAAUCAAGAUUAUCAUCAAUCCUUAAAAAGAAAUCGACCGAAGAACCUCCUUUCAUAAUUAUAGAACCAACCACAACAUCAACAUCUACCAUAUUAUCUGGGCCUGUUUCUAUUUUAAAGAGAAAAGUGUCCCAAGAUGAACAUAAACAAGACGGAAGUGGACAUACAAGUACCCAUACUCCUCCAGUAACUUUUUCGCCGAACGUUCUAGAACCCACAACCACUAAAAGUAAACAAGGUAUUUUAAAGAAACGCCGCAGUCUCGACGAAUCGUCGGUGAUGAGGCAUCGUAGUUGUAGUCCGGAUGUAGCCAAUAAAACCGAUUCCAAAUCUAUAUUAAAAAACCAGAGACGUUCUUCUUUGGAAGAAUUAAGAAGAACUCGUUCACCCGAAACGCCCCUACAAGGUAUAUUGAAAAGAAGAACUUCCAAAUACGAUGACGACGAUCAUUCUUUGAAUUCUCCUCAGAGUAUUUUGAAAAGAAAAUCGGGUGCUAGCAGUGCGGGUUCGACUAGUAGCACUCCGCACGUUUCUAUCACAACAGCUGUGAUAUUGGCAGCCGCUGGUGGCGCCGAGAUGGUAUUAGAACCCGAAGGAGAAGCCGUUAAACCCAUACUAAAAAAGAAAAGCUUCUCCGAGGAUUAUUCGCAUCAUAGUGAUACUCCUUUGGACGCUCCUAAACCUAUUCUAAAAAAGAAAUCGAGUACCGAUACCGACGAUUCCGAAGAAAAACCUAAACCUAUUCUAAAACAGUCCAGGACUUGUACUGAAAGAGAAUCAUUCGACGGUAAUCAAGAAUUUAGGUUAUUCAAGCACGCUUCUUCCAGUGAGACUGAUUGCGACGUUAAACCGAUUCUUAAAAGUAGAGACGAAUCGGGACGUCAAAGACUGUCGUUUAGCGCUGAACAUAAAAUAGAUUCGAGACGGAGACCUUCGAGACGCUCAAACACCAUUUGUACUGAUUUUAAUGUAAGAAAUUCUCGUUUGGAAAACAGGGAAACGGACGAUACGCUCAAUAAAUCCAGACCGUUUUCGGUGCACGAAUUGGUCAUGUCCUUCGAGAAUAGUUGCUCAACUGGAGCUAUUCCUAAAAGGAGUAGUCUUAAGAGAAAUAGUGAUAGACACAAGACUCAACCGAUUACUUCCAAUGAAUUAGAGGCAAGCCGCCAUUUAGUGAGAAGCCCACAACAUUUCAAUAUAGACGAAAACAAUAAAUCGAAUUUAUCUCGCAGCUUUGACGUUCAUUCGUUAUUAGAUUUUACUUCGUCCUUGGAAAAUGAUAGCAAUUUGAACAGUUUCUUCGCAUCCUCGCUAAACAAUCCAACCAGUCCGGAAAGUUUCACUUGCGGUAAAAUGUCUUCCGAUUCCGCGUUUCAAUCUUUGGGAGACGGUCUCGAGCUAGAACAGGAUGAAGAACUGCUUCAGGAUUCAAAGAAAGAACAGAGUAAACCCAAGUUUAAACAGCAACCAUCGCCUUUAGAAUUACAAAUGAAAGCGAUUGCUGAGGAGGCCAAAAAAACGAAACUAGCCAAAGGGAAUGUCGGUAUUGAUAGAUACCGCUCACGACGUUCAGGUGCUAAUCCACAAUUUGCUACUCAACCUGUAACCUUUGAAGAAAUAGAAGCUGCUUCGAAAAUUGCUGACAAUGCUGCGGGUGAUGACGAAGCCGAUCCUUGCAAUAUGAGUUUCGAAGAUAGAUUAAAGAUGUUCCAUCAAAAAAUCGAUCGAACCUCCAUUAAAGCCGUUAAACGAACACGACUUUGCCGUACUCGCUUUGCAACAGAUGUAGUCGACCCUUUCGAUGUAGAAACUGCACGCAGCUUGUUUGCAAAACCGUCCCGUGCUUUAGGUGGUGAUACAAGCGAUGACUAUGACAAAACAACAGAAGCUCGAAGUAUUUUAAAAUCGACGGAACCUAGCCAAAUGGGUAGAAAUUUAUCGCCGCCUCCGAAAAAAUCAGUAUUAAAAAAAUUUCAUUCGUUUAACAUUUCCGAUAAUCGGAAACCAAUCCUCAAAGUCGAAACGUCGCCGGACAAAGACGACGAAGGUAUUUCGUGUAAUGAUUCGGAUUCCGGCUCAGAUUCCGAUGUAUCGUCGAACGCGGUUCGGGAAAUUGCGAAAAGUGACGAGAGAAAAAUCGCGAACAAAAUGGGAAAAUGUAGUGGGGAUAGUACUUCGGAGGGGGAAUCUUCCGGUGGAAGGGAAGUUAGAAGUAUUUUUAUGAACGAAAAUCGACUAAAAGUCAAUUUCUUUUUUUGCAGACAAACGCUGGAAGGUGUUCUAUUAAAAAGCAAAAGUCAAAACGCAGUCGGUAAUGAAUUAUCUCCAAUACCAACUAAAAGAGUCGUCAACAUCCGAAGAUCUCAAACUCAAAACGAAAUGCCUCAAGCGAUUGCUGAUCUAAGAGCCAGACUCCAGGAAAGAGGAGAAUCGGACUGGAAGAAAAGGGUAAUGCUGAACAAUAACGCCAGUGAUGAAUUGAAAUUGUUGAAAGAGAAAAAUAAAUAUAAUGAUGAACUCUCCGAAAAAUCUCUAUUGGCGACCAAGAAAGACGAGUUGGAUGCGGCGUCCAGGCAUUGGAAAUCGAGAGUGGAAAAAUCCGACGCCCAGAAAUUUUCUGUGGCUGGAAAAAUGAGCGAGAAAAUACGAGAUGCUGUACCAACAAUAAAUAUUCCAACCACAAACGACAGCAACAAGAAAAUACCUCAAGCGAAAAGGUUCAAAUUGAAAGAAGGUCCUAUUUCAACGCCGACCUCGCCCGAAAAGAAUGGUAAUUAUGAUCUCACUAGAAGUAAAUCACUUUCGUAUCCAUCCAGUUACAUAUCAAAACAAGAUACGGAAAGUUCUAAGCACAUUAUAAAAUCGGUAACAGUACUUAAUCCGGAUGACAUUACAUUACGAACAUUUUUCAAAAGUCCCGAAAACAAAGAACAGGUGGACGUUUGUUUGGACGAUCUCGAUGUUGUGGAGAGACAAUCGUUGCUAGUCAUCAAGAAAAAUGUACAAGUCCAAAGAAGAAGAGGCGCUUCGAAAAAUCCUAUCAAAGCACUAGCUACAAGAACUGACAUCGUUAAUGAAUAUACGGAGGUAAUAACCGGCGUUGCGGAGAGAGAAAAGAAAAGACUUAAUAUUGAAAAACUGGCCAAAAAUUCGAAUAAAGCUCUCGAAGCUUUAGCUGGUUUGGCAAGCAAUGAAGACUUUAAAUCAGUUGCCUUAAAAAAGUCAUCAAAUCCCGUCGGGUACCUGCCUUGGAAAGACUUGAUGCUUUUGCAGGUGAAAGGUAGAAGACAUAUACAAACGAGGCUCGUAGAGCCUGUACCUAGCAGUAUUAACGAAGGCGAUAAUUACAUUUUGGUCACUCCCAAUGCUCUAUAUACGUACACAGGUGCCUACUCGAAUGUGAUAGAGCAAUCUAGAACUUCGGAUAUAGUUAAACUUAUCCAGAAAACGAACGAUUUGGGAUGUAAAGUAGACAAAGUACAUAAUAUUAACGCUAAAGAUACAAACUCGAGAUACUCUUUAGAAUUUUGGAAAACGUUAGGUGCCAAUAGUAUACCAGAAACAGUAGAUGCCGGUCAUCCCGAAGAAGAUGAAUCUUACGAAUCCAAUAUACUCCAUACGAAUAUGAUAUAUACAUUGGAGAAUGACGAACUCGUACCAUUCGAUAAAUAUUGGGGCACAAUACCGAAAAUUGAAAUGCUUAAAGAGACGAGUAUAAUAGUUUUUGAUUUUGGAUCUGAAAUGUACGUUUGGAGCGGUAAAAACGCUCCAUUAGAAAAAAAGAAACUGGCUUUGAAAUUGGCUAAAGAAAUGUGGGAUGAGGGCUACAAUUAUUCAGACUGUAACAUUUGUCCUUUGAAUAUUUCUAGUAUACUCGGCGCUAGAAAACAAGAAAUUCUACCAUUAAAAGCGGAUAAACGACCCGAUUGGGCUUUAUUCGCUAAAAUAACCCAACAUAGAGAACCGGUCCUUUUUAGAGAGAAGUUUCUAGAUUGGCCGGAUUUUUCCAGAGUAAUUAGAGUGAGAAGUAACGAAUACAUCCAAAAAGCGAGUGGCUCUAUCGAUAUUACUCCUUGCAACGUAGACGACAUGCUCAAAGAAAAAGACAAGGAACCGGAUUUAGUUGUCGAACACACACAUCUUGGUAGGGGCGAUAAAUAUUUUGAUGAAGAAACCCGACGUUUAUUCGAAUAUGAAUCGCUCAAACUUAACGGUUGGAGAAUUUUGGAGAAUACUUAUGAAGAAUUACCAGAAAAAUCUCUGGGGCAAUUUUACGAUGGGGAUAGUUAUAUAUUUAGAUGGGACUUUCGACAAACUGUUAAAGGAAGAGAAUUAACUGGAAAACCUUCGAAACAUGCUGCAGUCGGAAGAGACAGAUGCAUUUUCUUUUGUUGGCAGGGGAACGAUUCUUCGACGAAUGAAAAAGGAACUGCAGCUUUGCUUACCGUCGAGCUUGACAAGCAGAACGCCCCGCAAAUUAGGGUAGUUCAGGGUUCGGAACCGGCGGCUUUUUUGCGGCUAUUCCACGGAAACAUGGUAAUUCAUAGAGGUAAACGGGAUAUCGUUGAAAACUUGGAGUCAUCAAAAUUGUUUCUAGUUCGAGGUGAAAACCUUGAUGAAAUUUAUUUGAUGGAGGUACCGUUGCGCAUGAGUUCGUUACGAAGCAAAUCGUCGUUUGUCAUUGUGAAUGUUGAGGAUGAGCAGAUAAUCAUUUGGCAUGGUAUUAAAUCGAGCAGCCAAAAGAGAAAAGUGGCCAAAAAGGCAGUCGAGAAUUUAAUGAGAUAUAAACCAUCAGAAUUAAACUUGGACCGAUUUGAUGAAGAUCUAGAUAUUAUUGAGCUUAGAGAAGGCGAUGAAUCUGAAGAAUUUUUUAAUAUAAUCGGAAAAGAUAGAGACAGUUAUUAUUCUUUAGUAAACAAAGAUGAAGAUACUGAACAUACUGCCAGAUUAUUUAGAUUGAGUAGCAUUACUGGCGAUUUCGUAGCUACUGAGAUCCUAUGUCCUCACAGGAGUGAACAUUCUAGUCCUUAUCCUUUCGUGCAAUCAGAAUUAUAUUCUUCUAGUCAACCAGCUUUAUUUUUAAUCGAUAACAAUCACGAACUGUGGCUAUGGCAAGGCUACUGGCCGGAAAAGGAUGAUGAUGAUGAAGAUUUAUCUGAUCAAACAGGUUCGGGUGCGGUUCGGUGGCAGGCCGAACGGAGGGCCGCAAUGCAAACGGCCAUUAAUUAUUGGAAAAAACGCCAUGGUCACAAACCUGUUGUCGGUUAUCUAGUAUGGGCGGGUUUAGAACCACUUCAGUUUAAAAAUAUGUUUCCUGCUUGGGAAGAUAGAUCGGAUAUUGCUGAAUUGAAUAAAAAAGAAGGGAAAAGGGACGGAGAUAUAAUACCAUUGGAAAAAGAACUGACACUCUUAUCAAGAACGACUUACCCAAUAUCAGAACUUCUCCAGAGGCCACUGCCAGAAGGAGUCGAUCCAACAGUUAUAGAAAAAUAUCUUUCGCCUACCGAUUUCCACGAAUUAUUUUCUAUGAGUAAAGAGGAUUUCGAUAAAUUACCGCCUUGGAAAAAAACUGCCCUCAAAAAAAAUAAAGGACUGUUUUGACCGUUAUUCAGUUAUUUCGUUGAGUGUCUAUUGAGUGGUUGCUUUGAUUAUACAAAGUCCAAUGAUUUUAUUUAAUGUUGUAAUUUUGUUAUCUCUUUUAUCAUUCACUACAAGAAAUACACGAGAGCAAGAACGGACCUUCAAAAAUAGAUCAUUUCAUUGUCUUUGUAAAUUGAGCUUUUGGACACUUUAAUUGUCCAUAUUUUUUUGUCUUAAUAACCCUAAAAAACUUUUAUUUAUUAUUUUUUUUCAAAUUAUGGUAUUUUAAUCUUUUAGGGUACAUUUCCCCUAUGACCUUGACCAUUUUUAGGCUCAUUCUGGGCAUUUCCAUUUUUUAUAGUGUACGAUUUUAUAUCGACAGUCACUAACCUAACCUAACUUAUAAUAAGGAAAUUAUGGAACAACUCUUUUGACUUCGGUUGGCACCCUAUACAUGCACUUGUUCAGAAUGACCCAAAAAUGACAUAUGUCAAUGUCAUUAGAUUGAAUUUCAGUUGGUCUAAAACAUUUCUUGUAGUACCUAAAGUGAUAUAAAUAUUUUUUUUAUAGCAUAUCAAAAAAUUUUUUAUCGGAUAUUAUAAAAGUGUUUGUUUUGUAUUUUUGUUAAAUUUUUUUUGAAAAAAAUCUAACAAGAGCAUUAUAGAAAUAUUGACGCCAAAAAAACGUUAUUAUUUUCUAUUACAUGACUUCUUGUGAAUCAAGUGUCGUAAUUAAAUCAAAAUCUAAGAUACAAAAACUUGUUAUUUAUUUAUGUUUUUAAAACGAAAAUAUACCAGAAGAUCCAAAACUAACUAUGUAACAAAAAAAUGAAAGGGGGAUUUUCAUUUUUUUAAUUAUUAUUUAUUACUAUAGAAGCGUGAAUUGAUAUUUUGUAAUUAUUUAAAAUAAAAUAAAAUUAAACUAGAAAUUUCGUCAUUAUAGCAUUCAUAGAUCCAUACUGAUUUCAUUAGAAUGUUUUUUUCAUGAUUUUUAUGCCUAAAUAUGAUCUAGCAACUGGAAAAUCAAGUUAAAAUAAGUGUAAUGUGAUUAGUUAUCUGCGAGUUUUUCAAAAAUUUUGUAUUAAGACGUCUAAAGACAAGGGGGCUUCCAAUUUUAAAAAUGUGCACAGGAUUUUACUAUAAGUAUUAAUUUUUUCUAAUAUUUUUACCGCAAUUUAAUCAAAGUUGCAGUUGCAUUAUAAAUAUAUGUGGUCCUUUAAAAGAUUUUUAUCUGUUUUUGAAAAUAAUUUUCUAUUAACAGAGAUCUAAAAUCAUCAGGAAAAAUAUAUAAAAAGCUCUUAUAAGGACGAAUUUAGGUUUUUUUUUAUUUUCAAAAGAUUAAAAAUGAAUUUAUUAUACCUGGAGUGGAAAUGAUUUAAAAGUUUAAAACAAACCUUAAUAAUAAAAAAAAUAUUAAAUUCUCCGGAUUUAUGAAUAAAUUAUACUAUCCACUUGACAUAUUAUCUUGGAAAAUUUUUUUGUUCCUAUUUAGAAACUUUUUGUUUAAAUUUCUUAGAUGUUCAAAGUGUUUGGAAAAUUUUCAGAAGAAUAAACCUAUUUAUUAACUUUUUAUAUUAAUAACUAGGAGAUACAUAAUGAAGUACGACUUUUUUUAUUUCAACUUAUUUCCCGUCCAAAAGAACUUUUAUUAACUUUCUUAACUGUUGAUUAAGGAUCAAGACAGUUGUAAAAAGAGAAAAAAUGGAAAGAAUUCGAAAAAUGGUUACAAAUAGAGAAAAUAUUGUGAAGUAGAAGUUGAAAAGGUAAGAGAACAAGCUGGGAAAUUUAUUACACAAAACAAAUGUGAUUUUCAUCUUCAGUAAUUGCAUCAAAACUAUUUAUCACUCUGAAGAUGAUAACUUGGCUAUAGAAACGUUCAUUUGAUUUUUCUAUUCUGUUUAGUUCUAAUAAUAUAUUUUAAAAAUACCAAUAAAAACCUUUAUGAUUUAUUAAAAAAUUAAAUACAUAAAUAUUUGUGUUUCUUUUUAAUUUUUUUUGUAAUAUUUAGUUUUGGAUUAGCUUGAUAGAGUCGAUUUCAAAAUUUUAAAAAAAUAUAUAUAUACAAAAUAGUUUGUUUAACUAAAAAUUAGAAAAAACAAAUUUUGAAACUGCCAUAUAAAAAUUAGCUUUUAUAUUACAACAAAUGAAUAACAUAACAUAUAUAUUCUUUAAAAUAAAAAGUGGGAAAAUAAAAUAACUUUAAAUUAAAAAUCUAUUUGUUUAUGUACAAACAUUUGAGAUUUUCUAAUACAGAUACCUUUGUACAUUUUGAUCAUUCAUGUUGGAUGAAUAUAAAAAGUUUUGGAAUUUGUUAUGAAAGUGUGUUCAUUUUUAGAAAAAGAUUUUUUAUAUCUAACCAUAAACUACUAACUCCGUCCUACUAACAAAUUUUACAAUAAUAAUAAAAUUAUCAACUUAACGUAUCUUGACAAUUUAGCAAGCAAGUCUACCAAUAACAGUAAUGACGUUUCUUUUCCAUAAAAUAGAAUGGACAUACUGAAUAGCAAACAGGUCUACCAAUAACUAUAAUGACGUUUUAUCUCUAUGAAAGUGCAAGGACAUACUGAAUAAUCAACAAGUCUGGCAAUAAUCAUGUUGACGUUUUUUAUCUAUAAAAUUGACUCGAUGUAAUGAAUAACAAACAUGCCUACAAGUAACAAAAUGACUUUUAUCUCUACAAAAGUGAGUGGCCGUACUGAAAAACAAACAGGUGUGCCAAUAACUAUAAUGACAUUUAAUUAAACGGACGUACUAAAUAAUAAACAAGUCUACUAAUACCACUAUGAUUGCGUGUAUUCUCUAUACAAUUGAGUCGAUAUAAUGAAUAACAAACAGAUCUACUAAUAUCUAUAACGACGUUUCUUUUCUAUGAAAUAAAGUGGAUAUACUGAAUAGCAAUCAGGUCUACCAAUAACUUCAAUGACAUUUCAUUAAUAUAAAAUUGAAAGGACUUUCUAAAUGUCAAAAUAAUUUUCGGAUUAUUAUCUUAGGGGAAUUUUAACGAAUGCUUAUUAUUAAAAUGUCAUUAAUGACGUGUAAAGGUAUUUGUAUUAAAAGUUGUAUAUUAUAUCCUGGUAUAUUUUAGUGAUUUGUUUUUAUAAAUAAAGAAAUUUUUGUUAUGAAUUGUAGCACAGAUCUAUUCAAAUAUUACAUUUUUGAAUACCUUGAGAAAUUCCAAGUAGGGCAAAAAAUGCAUUCGAUUCUUUCCGUUUUAAAUUUAAUUAAUAAAAAAAGUAUUAUUAGAUCAGUGCUACAAUGCGAAUAGUUUUUAUAAAAUAAUCAUUACAAUUUGACCCAUUAUGAUAUCGCGUACGAGAUUCUAAAUAUUAGUUUAAAAUUGAGGAUAUGCAUAAUCGCUUUGAAAUAAAUCAUUGAAAUAUUUUAAGAUGAUCCAUAAAAGCUAGUCCAUUAUGUGUUCUUAAUAAAAUUAACUUGAUAUUGAUUUUUUCUCGGAAAUAAUACGGUUAAUUAACGAAAAUUUUAACCUACUAUGAUAUUAAUUCAACCAGAUUAAUUUUCAUUUCCAAAAAACUCAACAUUGAAUGAUAUUAAUUCAUAGGAGCCAAGUUCAAUUUACUUUUUCAAAAAAUUAACUUGAAAUGAUAUUAAUUCUAAAGGGAUAAAUUUCACAUACAUUUCUAAAAAAAUUUCUAUUUUCUAUUCAAGAACCUUUUCAUUACAUUUAUUCGCUAUUUAUAGUUUUUGAAUUUUCAAAAAACUAAUCACAUUUUUAUAUAAAUUAUUGUUGUAAUUUUUCUGCACAGAAAAACGCUUUCGGUACUAAUUUCCGUUCACCCAAUUUUGAUUUUCUGUGGUACGAUUUAUUUGCAAGUAAAUGAAUUGUGAAACAAUCGAAAAAUUUUUUGAAAACCAUAUUUUUUCCCAAAGACAUCUUUGAAAAACAACUUUAUUAGAGAAUUUUAAGAUAUUUUUGGACUUGGUUUAUGAUGGACCAUUCUGAAAUUGACGCUUGCGUUGAAUUAUUAAUAUUUUUUAUAUUAUCUGUGAUUAGGUUAUGUAUUUAUGUUAUAACGUACGAUUAUCCGCGUAUUGAUAUCCCAACUUUUUGAAAUCCCAAUGAUUCAUUUUCCUAGAUAAUUGACACCGCAAAAAAAACCAGUACAGUGAGCAAUCUCUUUAGAAAAUAUUAGUCAUAAGUAAAUGCAAUUUGGAGAGUGUGUUAAAAAUUUGAACUGUAGUCAGUUCAAAACUGAUAGUACUUUGAUUCCCUGUCUCUAGUUUAAUGGACAACGUCGGAAUAAGUGAUGAAUCAUCAACUCUGAAAGAUACACCAUCACUAACUGACGCACUUUUCAAUAGCCAAGUUAUUAUUUUUGAGACCGAAAUAAAGUAUUUAUGAGUGUUUUCAUUCUUUUAUAAGAGUGUGAGAUUGUUGAUCCAAAGACAGUAAAAGAGACAGUAAAAACAUAAAAAAUCCGAAAAGUAAUGGAUUUUUCCAAUUUUCUAGACCAGAAUAUCCCCUUAACUCACAAUCUAUAUCUGUUUACCCAAAUUUUACAAGAUUGGAAUUUUUAUUUGUCGGUGGUUGAGAAUGAAUCAGAGCUGUUGAGAUAUCAAUACUGGAUAUACCAUAAUAAGCUUGUAUAUAUUCAAAGUGUAAAUAAAUGAGGUGCCUUGUAAUUUUCCGGAAUUGAGAGCUCUCAAAAUUUUUGAGUUGCUUAACAUUUCUAGUCUUCGUGAUUCUCAUGGCACUGAUUUUUUUUAAGUUGUUUCUAUGAGAUUUUUCACGUUUUCAAGCUUUUAAUACAUUGAACUAGAUUGUAAAUAUAUUGUAAACUCAUUUUAACUACAAAUUAGUGAUUAUAAAUAACUAUGAUACCAAAAUUAAAUUCAUUAUUGUCAUUUCUUGAUUAGUAACCUAAAUAUUUUGUAUUCGCUUCUUCACUAGUAAUAUUAUUUGUCAAAAACUGUAUCCUUUAUUAUUUAUCCAAAAUAUUGCGUUUUCUAAUGAUACUGUAAUGUUUUUCUUAUUUAUUUAUACGACUUCUAUUCAUGGGUUGAUUUAAAAACAAUAUACUACACUUAACUAACUUAAUAAUUCACUUAUCACUAUCACUUGAAUAAUUUAUAUAAAUUAUUUGAUUACUUUCUAUUUUGGUCUGUUCACUACGAUUAUUUAUUAUAAACUAACUCACUGCGCUACAUGAACUCCUUAUAUAUAUGUAUAUAUUCCAAAAGAACUCUUCUAGAAAAUAAAAAAAAACAAAUAAAUAAACAUUCAUAGAAAUAAAAAUAUAUACUAAAAAAUCAUGUAAAAUAAACACAUUUCGCGCUUUAUAAAAAGUAUGUGAAAGGUGUUGUGCGCCUUCGCCGAAUUUUAGAAUUCUACUACAUCUAGGCAGGACCGGCUCCAGGACCGAGAUGCGUUCGUAAUAAUACGUUUGGAAAAUUGUUUACCUAAGCUACAAUUUUGAAAGAGUGGCAAUCGCCGUUUUGGAUUUUCGAUAAAAAAACAAAUCAACUUACUGAGAAAAUCCGAUAUUUUGAGCCGUGCGUUUUUACUUGGAAAAAGCAUUUUUUUAAAAAUCUGAUAGUUUCUUUAUUCUUCAUUUAACUACACACAUUCCAACUUAUUGGAAGAAUACCUUUAUAUAAUUUUUGUAAUGAAGAUAAUGUAGCUGAACCGAAAAGUCCUACUUAAAAAAUACUUUUGGACGAGUUCUGAAAGUUUGGUGAUACCUGCAAACAAUAAUUUUCAAUAGAAGACGCUCGAAAUUUCUUGUAACUUCUUUGUUCUUCUGGAAUUUCAUUUUCUAUGCCGCAUAAUUCAAAAUUUGGAUACACGUUUCCAUAUUUGUGAAUUUUGAAUGAUUUUCACUUUAUUAUAUAUUAGAACUAUAAUGGAAAAAGGAAAUAAAUGGAAGAAGUGAAUUUUCCGUUUUUGAUCAAUAGAAAUUAUCCACUUUAUUAUAUGAUCCAUGACAAAAAAAAAACAUAUUUUGCAGUGUUUGAAAGUAUAUUUUAUCAUAUUUAAGUACAUUUUUUUAGUUGUUUCAUUUAAUCAUUUACUAAUUUGGAGUUUUUAUGAUGAUUUUGUAUAUUGAAGUAGUUGCUAAAUAUUCAUUGUGUGUUUCAAUUGUUAUGCUCAAACUAAAAAUAUGUCACCAGAUUAUACAAUUUUUGAGUAAUAAUAAAUGGGGUAAUUGAAUUUUUCAAAAAGUAUUUAUUUUUGGUUUUUGAUAUGAAAUAAUGUCAGAAAGUAAAAUAUUUAAAUAAAAGUGAAAAAGUAUCUGAAUAUUCAAUUGAAAGGUGCAAAAAUUUCAAAUUUUUAUCUACAUAAGAAAACGAUUCUCAUUUGUUUUCAGUUAUGACGUCAUACGUUUAAUAAAAACAUUGAGUUGUCUGCUUUAUGAUCACGAGGUUAUCGUUGCCGGCAACGUAGCCUAAGUUAAUGAACCUUUUAUAGGUUAAGUUCUUACAUUAUUACAUAAUUAACCUGAUUACCAUAAAAUAUCAAAAGAAGUUACAAUUUUUCAAAUUAAUCACAGUUUAAUAAUGACGCUCAUUUUAGAAUAAACGAGUGAAUAAUGUCAAGCAAUAUGGUGGACUUAAUGAAAUGUUUAAACUACCUACAAAAUUUUUGAAUUUUCAAUAAUUUUUUUAAUUAUAAAAUGAAGUUGUAUCUAAUAAUAAAUAACUAUUCGAAACUAUAUUUUCUCAAAACAUGCAAGUACCCCAUUUUUCUUAUAAAAUCAAUACUAAUCUCAAAUUUGAACUUUUUAUUUAUAUACAUUCUUUAUAUUAGAAUAAUGAACUAUUAUUUAUUGGUAUAAUGAAACUGAAGAUAUGAAGUAAUACUUCCCCUUUUCACCUUAAACCAAACAAAACGAAAUGAUAGUAAUUCAGAACAUCUAAGGUGAAAUUUUACGUUAAAACUCGGCGCUGACUUAGAGCGUCAAUUGAGGUCACGUGGUAUUUGACGGGAGCGUCGUCUUAAAUUAUCGCAGCGUCAAAACUAAACAUUAUUUAGCUUUCUAAAUCGGGUAUUAAGCAAAAAACUCAACCUAUAGUAUCAGCUUUUACAGUAUUUUAGCAACUUUAACGAUAUAAAAAUAAUUCACUCAUUUAGGCUAAAAAUUGAAUCAAGUAAUUAUUGAAUAAAUCAUCUGUUGAUAGAGGUGGUGUAUUGUAAUGAUUUUUUCAGAGUUUUGAAGCUUAUAUUUGAAAUUGCACUUAUUUGAGAUAGCGAAUCAGUCGAAAUUAUUUCACGUAACUUCAGUUAACGCUCCAAGUUCGCGUCGAGCGUCAAAAUGAAAUUGCAACUUUAGACAAUGUUAUUUAUAAUUCCAUACACUUUUCAUUGUAAUUCGUAAUUAUAUGUUUUAUUAUAUAGACACAUAUAUUUAAUAUAUAUUUUCAAAUUAAAUGAAUCUAGUGACUAUUUAUCGAACCCUAUUUCAGCGAUUCACUAAUUAAUUAAGUAAUGUUCUUGAUAACACAUUUAAUUAAAGAUGCGCACAAACUUUGUAUGAUAUAUAGGUUUUAAUGAAAUUUUAUGUAAUCACCAUUUUUAAAAAACUUUACAUAUAUUUUUAAAAGAUAAACAUUAUUUAUUAGAUUAUUGAAUCAGCUGGCCGAAUUUAUGUAAUUGUGUAAAAUUUUUAAUAUGAGUCUUUUCUAUACUUAAAUUAAGAACAUAAUUUGUGUAAUAUCAUAUAACAUUUUUGAUUAAUAAAUAUUUUCACAAGA
Diorhabda sublineata is the source of this 18476-nucleotide messenger RNA. RefSeq lists its product as uncharacterized. NCBI's taxonomy places the organism in Eukaryota, Metazoa, Arthropoda, Insecta, Coleoptera, Chrysomelidae. Gene Ontology annotation, molecular function: actin filament binding; phosphatidylinositol-4,5-bisphosphate binding. Gene Ontology annotation, cellular component: actin cytoskeleton; cytoplasm. The transcript has 20 exons. Gene Ontology annotation, biological process: actin polymerization or depolymerization; cytoskeleton organization; actin filament severing. The coding region runs from base 538 to 10788 and encodes 3416 amino acids. The record is from RefSeq and is a predicted model, not a curated record.